ACGGAUGGGUGAAGAGAGCUAGCUCUGUGUUCUGGAAGAGAUAGCAGUGUAAAAGUAAGGUGUAAAUAAAUAAAUAAAUAAAUAAAUAACACACCGACACCGCCUGUGUUUCAACUGGAAUGUUUGCUUCAACGUCUCCUCAGAAGGUCUUUGUCAUCCUCACAUGGUGUCUUCUGCUUCGACGGUGUAGCUGUCUCCAUGGCAACGAGCGCUGUGCCCGGGGACAACCUGCCCACUUAUAAGCUAGUGGUGGUGGGUGACGGUGGCGUGGGAAAGAGCGCGCUCACCAUCCAGUUCUUUCAGAAGAUCUUCGUGCCUGAUUACGACCCGACCAUCGAGGACUCCUACCUCAAACACACCGAGAUCGAUGGACAGUGGGCCAUACUGGAUGUACUGGACACGGCAGGUCAGGAGGAGUUCAGUGCUAUGAGAGAGCAGUACAUGAGGACCGGAGACGGCUUCCUCAUAGUGUUUUCAGUGACCGACAAGGCCAGCUUCGAGCAUAUAGACCGUUUCCAUCAGCUCAUCCUGAGAGUGAAAGACAGGGAGUCGUUCCCGAUGGUCCUCAUCGCUAAUAAAGUCGACUUGGUGCAUUUGCGCAAAAUCACAAGUGACCAGGGGAAGGAGAUGGCGAUGAAACAUAGCAUCACCUAUAUUGAAACAAGUGCAAAGGAUCCACCCAUGAAUGUGGACAAAGCGUUCCACGAGCUCGUGAGAGUGAUUCGGCAGCAGGUUCCAGAGAGGGCCCAGAAGAAGAAGAAAACAAAAUGGCGAGCGGACAGGCCAUCCGGAUCAGCCAGGCUUCACUGUGUCCUACUAUGACUGUUUGCUUCUCUCUGGGCACGUCAACCACGCGAUGAUGGCUUGGACUGUUAAUACACACACACACACACACACACACACACCACAGAGCUCCUUAAAUGUAAUACUACUGCACACAGUGUUUUCACUUCAACCCAGGCAAUUCAGGAGACAAAUCUUGCCAUCCAGUGUUAAUAAGGUGUGUAAUUAAAAAAGGGCCGAAUAGAAA
Molecule: messenger RNA, 1030 nt
Organism: Tachysurus vachellii
Lineage: Eukaryota; Metazoa; Chordata; Actinopteri; Siluriformes; Bagridae
Gene: mrasb
Product: muscle RAS oncogene homolog b
Exons: 6
Coding region: 199-822 (207 amino acids)
Biological process (GO): signal transduction
Cellular component (GO): plasma membrane
Molecular function (GO): GDP binding; GTPase activity; GTP binding
Source: RefSeq, a predicted model, not a curated record